AUGACGGGUCUUUAUAUCCGUGCUCCAUCAGGUGCUUGGUCAAUUGUUAAUCGACUCAAUUUAGGCUUGAGACCUGAUGGCUAUAUCAAUACCAGUCCUGUCACAAACACAUUACCUGUCGUAUUCUAUCAAAGAGGUGUACCUGUUGCUCAUGUCGUGCAAAUGGCUGAUAAUGAUGCCACCGAUAUUCUACAAUGUCGAUGGUCGAAUUCGAAUUCGGGAACCAAUUACAAUCGUAUUGAUGAGUGUGGAUGUAUUUGUAGCGGACUACCCGCUGGAACUGUGUUGACUGCCUCCAAUUGCACACUGUCUUUUACUCUACCAACUGCCAAUAUUUAUUAUGCAUGUGCUCUGCAAAUCGAAGAUUAUUAUAACACUGCUGCUACCAGUCCCAUGAGUUCUGUUCCUAUCCAGUUCUUAUUCUAUGCAUAUGUAGCUUCUGGUGGUGCAUGUCCGCAACGUCCUCAGAUCAUCGGAGCUCGUCCGAAUCGAGCUUGCAUUGGAGUGCCAUAUGGUGUUCAACUCAAUGAAACUGUCAUCGUUCAGACCUAUUGUCCAGGUCAAACCAUCGUCGAUUUUGUCACCAGUUCACCAUAUGGAAUGACUCAUAGUGCUAUCAGUAAUCCAAGUGCUAACACUUGGGUUAUGACAUUGACAUGGACACCCGUAGUAGGACAAUCUGGUCCACAAGGCUUUUGUGCUGGUGCUCUCGACAAUAGCAGUCUCCAGUCAGACCCGUGGUGUAUCACAUACUUAGUUGAUUACACAUCACCAGAUCUCAUUCGUCCUAAACUUGUGCAAGGAUCAGCAAGUCCAGUCGGUACUGUCUUUCAGAAUCAGUCCUUAUUUCUCAUACAAGCAACAAGUUUGGUUGGUCGUCCAACCCGUAAUUCAACUAUCAUUCGUUUCAAAGAUGCUGAUACAAAUGCUACAGUUCUAUGGUAUGAUGCUGGCUAUGCUCCUAAUAUCAUCUAUACAGGAUAUACUAUUGUCAUUACUACAAAUUACUCAUGGUCACCUGGCAAGUUCUAUUAUGUCACAAUGGACAGUGGUUUUGCUAGUGGAAGCGAAUUUUGUCAUGCCGAAUCCACACCAAUUACUGAUCCUUCAUUUUGGCGUUUCAACAUCUGGAAUCCGGCGGUGUCGAGUACAACCACAACAACUACUACACCUUUCACAACUGCCACAGUGACAACAAAACCAACAUCGACAACAAGUAUCAACACUCUCUUGACAACGACUGGCAUUGUCAUAACAACAACUACUCCAAUUACAACCAAUGCAACGGCAACAACUACUUCACCUCCAACUACAGCUGCUCCAACAACAAUGGGACUGACUACGUCAAGAUCGACAACUGAAUCGACAGUUGCUGUCAUGUAUCCAAAAGAUUUGGAACUGACAUGUUCGCAAGCACUAGCGUUGAUGACAUCUAUUACGUAUGUGAUUCUGGCACCAGGUUAUGCUGUAGUGUUGUACGCUGCAUUUGUCAAAUUCGCCAAUACGUUUAAUCCAGUGAACAUCAAUGCCAAACAAAGACACAAACUUCGAUUGCAACACAUUUUAGAGCCUAGAGAAGCUUUUGAACUACUUCGUCACCAUUGA
This is a messenger RNA of Adineta ricciae, 1605 nucleotides long. The record is from the annotation of a GenBank genome assembly. Lineage: Eukaryota; Metazoa; Rotifera; Eurotatoria; Adinetida; Adinetidae.